GACAGCUUUGUGUUUUUUUUUUUCUCCAUUAAACAAAAUCUUUCCUAUCACCAUCGCUUCCUAUAUAAGCCUUCCUCCUUUCAUUUCUCUAAACAAAUACACCAACUCCCCCACCUCUUUCUCUCUCUUUUUUUUUUGCUUUCUGUCAAACAUUUUUCAUGGAGAAUUUCAUGAUCAGGAAUCAAACCAGAAUGCCUCCUUCAACACCAUCAGCAGCACUAUCCAUUCACAAGGAUUCAAAAACAAUAUCAAAGCCAAAGCCAAAGAUCCGCAUAAUUCAUAUAUUUGCACCAGAAAUCAUCAAAACUGACGUAGCGAACUUCAGAGAACUGGUGCAAAGACUCACAGGGAAAGCAGCUCAAGAAAAGGGUUUCAAAAAGAAAGCUAGAAUUGCUAGAAGAGAUCAUGUUCAAGAGCAUAGGACCACCAGUUUUUGUGACAAGCCUGUGGCAGCAGCUAUGGCCAAGAAAAUGGAGCUGAGAACGGGGUUCCUUGCAGGCUUGGAAACAAGAGAAAGGGUUAAGGAAGAAGAAGGUUUGUGGAAUCAUUUUGGUGAGAAUUCAGGUGGUUUCUUAAGUGGUUUUGGAGAUUUGGAUGGAUUUAUUCAAGAGCUUGUUGAAUUUCCAUUGCUCCCUUUGGAUGCUUCUCACAUGCAUGGAUUUGAAGAAGCUCAACUUGCAUAA
Molecule: messenger RNA, 683 nt
Organism: Durio zibethinus
Lineage: Eukaryota; Viridiplantae; Streptophyta; Magnoliopsida; Malvales; Malvaceae
Source: RefSeq, a predicted model, not a curated record